AUGUCUGGAUUAAAUCCUUUCCGCCCUAAAAAGCCAGAAGACCUUGCGAAGCAUUCUCCCUCCCAGACGACUACGCCAUCCUCUUCAAACGUCCCAGAUCCUAUUUUCUUAAGUCCUUCAUCAACUGCUGCGACGAAAACAACCCAGUCAACCCUCUCCUCCGCGGCCAGCACCAGCGCGAGCAUCACCCCGCCCCCUCCUCCUGACGCACCCAACCUCGACGAUUCAACGAGUUCAGACGAUCAAUCUACAUCGGAUCCAUUUGACCGUGCUUAUGAUGCAAGCGACCAUGAACCUGAACGGACGCAAACCCCUUCUGAAACCCCGAAUAUAGCUCCUCCGGGUGAUCUACCACCACCCUCGUUUUCAUCCUCAAACAACCACGCUGCGGUUACGCCAUCGAGGGAACAUUUUACAAGACAUAUAAAAGAGAAACAAACUGAUCAAAAUGGAAGGCUGCGGGAUACGGCAACAAUCCCAAGAUCGUUGAUGUCGAACCAGUCGUCCAGUUCUUCGGAGGCAUCAGACAGUGACGGCGCCGCCGACGAGCCGCCUCAACCACAAGCAAACGCCAGAACAUCACGCCGGCCAGUGUCAUUAGGUCCGGGCGUAGACCCAACCACCCUCAAAGAUCGUCUGGCGAAUCGGGAGAGAAUCCCACCACCUCCUCCAAAAAGCCAUCAUGGCAAGCGGAUCAGCCCUGGCCCGUCUAUUGUUCUGCCUCCAUCGCAGACGACGCCAGGCAAAGCCGCGAACCGGGUUUCUUUCCACGGCUCUUCUCCAGGAUCUUUGGCAUCACCGCGAAUAUUUCAGACUGAGCAGGAUUACUUUAGCACACCUUCACAGACGAACCAGUCUGUGUCGCUUGUUGAUCUUCCUAGGCGCAGUCAAUCCCAGCACAAGCGGCCGCCUACACCACCCCUCAGUCGGAGGCACAGUCAGAUGAGGCGCUCAAAAUCCACCCUCGCAAAGCCAGCGUCUUCCCGGCCGCCCAUGCCACUCGCCGAGGUGGAGGUUGCCGCAUCGACCCCUCCAAGUCCAGGCUCCCAGCCAUUGACUCCCUUGCGGAGUAGAGAUCCCAACUAUAAUUCUUACUUUCCUGAUGAAACCAGGUCAGUUUCGUCUCUGCGACAAGAAAACCUUGGACCAGCCCCGUCCGUGCAGCCUGCAGAAAUAGGCCUAGGGGUUCAGCCGGAUUCCCAAACAACAUCGAAGCGGGCAUUGAUCGUAACUCAAUUACCUCCACUUCCACCUCCGCGCCGCACUCGGGGGAGCAAACAUAGCAACGACAAAGAUAACCGUCUUGGUCCAGAGCAACGAGCAGAUGGCUCCGAAAACUUCGUGCCCCAUCCGUCAAACGCAAAGGAUAUCCUCGCGGACCUAACGCGCUUACAGAAGGAGGUGGAUGACCUCAGAGGGCAGUACGAGACUCAGCGGUAG
Aspergillus calidoustus is the source of this 1440-nucleotide messenger RNA. The record is from the annotation of a GenBank genome assembly. Lineage: Eukaryota; Fungi; Ascomycota; Eurotiomycetes; Eurotiales; Aspergillaceae.